This is a messenger RNA of Microbotryum saponariae, 1588 nucleotides long. The record is from the annotation of a GenBank genome assembly. NCBI's taxonomy places the organism in Eukaryota, Fungi, Basidiomycota, Microbotryomycetes, Microbotryales, Microbotryaceae.
AUGCGAGAUUCGACCUCUGCACCACUCUUCUGCUUUGCUUUGCUGUGCUACGCCUUGCUCGUGGUCAAAGCGAUCCCCGCGUCGGUUCAACCUUUGUCGCGCGCUAAAGUCGUCGCCUCGCUGCCGUCAAAGCGACAGCAGCAACAGCAGGAAUCCGUGCUUCAAGACACGUCAUCACCCAAGAUCGUUGCCUCUACCACCAUCGACACCCUCGCUAGAGCAGCCGUCCCCGACACGGUUCAAGCUGAGGCGCAUGAGGACCGUUUCGUUCAACCCGACGUCGGCCCGCUCAAGUCGGUACAGGAGAAUGCGGAGGAACAAGUCGUACGACCAACUUCGAUCCGAGCCGCCAAACCUCGACAUCCCCAUACGAUGCCUAAUUUCAGAGUACGGCCCGAACUGAGGUGAGAACUGCCUGUCCAGUUGUGAUGCCGUCACCGCACCCGACGAGGAAUGCCGACGAGCGCGAAUGCGACACGCUUUGUUCGCUCGACGCGUCCUUCGCGCGAUCCACGACUUUGGCGCGCGUUGAGUGAUCCCCGCCGCCGCGAAGCGCAACUAUGAACUAUUACUGACUCGGACUGGCCACCACCGGUACUGUCACUUUCUCAUAGGCUCAAUAAUGUCAUGGCCAAAGAUAACUCGCCCUUUGCUAGAGGCGUACGCGACAUCGGCCAACGAGCGACGAUGCAAAGGAUGCCUGCUCGCGCCUCGGUAAGUCAGCAGCUUCGCUCAAGCAAGGUCCGGGGGGACGUCAAAUCACUGACGUGACUUGAUCCUCUAGCCACCAAUGCUCGCCAACCAUGAAGCUGAGGCGAGCCGCAGCGCCACCAAAUUGUACACGGAUUUGAAGCGCGCUGUCGAAGAGUUUGCCUUGUCUCGGUACGUCGGAGCCGCGGAGGCCAACAUGAGGAGGGGUUGCCGGCUGAUUCAAGUUUGACCUGUAGGAGACCUGGCUUUGUGUCGAGCAACCCCCCUUUCGAUGCUCGCAAUCAGUCGAUCUAUCUCGAGCUUCCCCUCGAAGACGUGCAGAUUCAGAACGAAUGGCUUGGCGUGUCGCUCGUGGCCGCCAUGGUCGAUCCGUAAGUCCAGCUUUCUGCCAUCUGUCAUUUUGCCUAGACUGAGGUGCUACACUGGUUCCGCAGGACAUCCGACCGGAUUGCCGUGCCUAGAGCAAUCGCAGAGAUGAUCUAUUCGUCCAUCGAGGGCGCUUCUAUCGACCCGCAUCUGUCAGACACUCGAGGGACCGUUUUCUCCUAUCCAUGCUCGUGGGUCUUUACAUUUAGUGAAGCACACUCGACUCCGGGAGCUGACCCUCAGUCAUUAUUGAAACCGGAUCAGCACACCUAUCGACUUCAAGUUCCGACUUUCCCAGGCCUCAACGUCGAUGAAGAACGAUCGCGAACACCAGGCUGAGGAAUCCGAAAGGACAUUCCGUCUCAAUCAGUUCCGAAUGGACACGCUUGAACCUCAAUCCACGCGAUGCAUCGGGGCCGUGUACGGGCUGGAGGAUCUGACAGAUAUCGCGGGUGACGUGGGCUUGGCUGAGGGGCGGUUGAGCUUUCAGAGUCACAGAAGGAGAAGAUGA